Pseudozyma hubeiensis SY62 is the source of this 807-nucleotide messenger RNA. RefSeq lists its product as hypothetical. Lineage: Eukaryota; Fungi; Basidiomycota; Ustilaginomycetes; Ustilaginales; Ustilaginaceae. Bases 1 to 807 code for a protein of 268 amino acids. The transcript has a single exon. The record is from RefSeq and is a predicted model, not a curated record.
AUGCCGUCUCUCCUGGAGCGGGCCGCUUCCAACGGCACCUCACGCAUCGACCCCACACAUGACCAACGCAACACCAUCAUUGUCGCCUGCUGCUACGCCGUCGCCAUCGUCAUCCUCUGGAACGUACCAAUCCUCAACUACCUCCUCUAUCCCUUCAAACUGCUCACCGUCGGCUUCCACGAAUUCUCGCACGCAGCCGUUGGGCUGUGCACGGGAGCGAAGAUCGAAUCCAUCACACUCGAACCCAACGAAGGUGGUGCUACACGGAUGCGCGGUGGAAUCCCGUGGCUCACCCUCCCCGCCGGCUACCUUGGAUCGUCUGUUAUCGGAGCAGCUCUCAUCGCAUGUGGGUUCGACGAACGUGCCUCCAAAGUCGCCAGUAUCGUCGUCGGCGUGUUCUUCUUGUUCACCUUGUGGUGGGCGAGGAGGGACUGGUUGACCUGGGUGCUGAUCCUCGUCAUGUGCGGUCUUUUCGUGCUCUUCUGGUUGGUGGCGGGCAGCAUCGCGUUGAGGUACUUUGUACUCUUCAUCGGUGUCAUGAACUGCCUCUACUCGGUGUGGGACAUCUGCGACGACCUCAUCUUCCGAAAGGUCAACGAGUCGGACGCAAGUGCGUUCAGCAAAGUCGUAGGUGGUGCACCGCAGUUCUGGGGAGUCGUGUGGCUGUUGAUCUCGAUAGCCUUCUUCGGCGCAGGGAUCGUGGUGGGCAUCCUGGCUUUCAAGACGCCCGUGGCACAACAGCAGGCGGACAACUUUUUGGACGUCAACCUCAAACGUUCCGUCCUGCUCUCCGAGUUUGGCUUGUAG